CAGCCAACAAGUUCAACUUCCCAGCAAGAUGAUUCUUCAAUAUUGGAUUCUGUCACUUGCAGUUCUAAUAGCUUCAGCCAACGACAUCCCAGCUGAGCAGGAUGCCCAAACAGUUCCAAGUUUGAGCCCGGAAGAAUCUUCCGGAGUGGCUCAAGCAAUCGUUAGUGCCGGAUUAGACGGAUUCGUCAUUCUUCAAAUAAGUCACAGCGACAUCGACAUCGAUUCUUGCCGUAUCAUCCGGACCAUGAUCUACCAAGUUGAGUUGCGAGCUACGGGGGAUAUUUACGAGAUCACCAGUGAGCAAAACUCAACCAAACCGCAGAACUGCUGGAACAAGAGCAAGUUUGUCAACAUUGUUGCCAGAGGUAACAUCACUCGAGUUCUGCAGUUGAAAAAGUUGAACGGUGGUGGUGAAUUGCAGCAGGUUGAGGUCCCCGUUGAUCAAUUUCUGAAUGAUAGGUCUGGAAUAACGCAGGAGCACUUCUGGCUUGUCGGGACAAAGUAUUCCUAUCGGUUUGGUGAAGAAGAUGACCUUGAUAAUGACAUCGAACUGAUUGAGUUUCAUAUCAGAAUGAUGGACUCUAACGAGGAGUUCCUGGUUAGUACGGAAGCAGCGGUAGGAUUCCAUGGAGCAUAUCCAGUGGAACCGAAAAAGACUCCGUAUCCCCCAAAAGUGCUCCUUUCACUGCUUGGCGGUGGCAGUAUCGCCAAAAUGAAGCGACUCAAUUAAAACCCUGUCAAAACAUGAUAGAAUAAAGAUCAUGCUGGGCAUCGAACGGCGCU
Messenger RNA from Culex pipiens pallens (northern house mosquito), 783 nucleotides. RefSeq lists its product as uncharacterized. Lineage: Eukaryota; Metazoa; Arthropoda; Insecta; Diptera; Culicidae. The transcript has 2 exons. The record is from RefSeq and is a predicted model, not a curated record. Bases 29 to 730 code for a protein of 233 amino acids.